AUGGCGGAAGUUUCAGGACGUGCCUGUGCAUGCUCCGAGAAGAAACCCAAGUCAAAUCAAGAAAGACAAGUUUCCAAGCACGACACUGUAAGCGCAGGCACGUUGACGCAGCCUCAUAGCAUUCCUAUCUCCCUCAGUGGUGCUAGGUCACAGUCCCGAUCUCCCUUCAACACUGACAUGGCUACUGUUGUUCCGAAGUACACUGUGAGAAAGGCAACUCGAGCUGAUAUAGGAGCUAUUAAAACCCUGACUGAUGCAGAAGAGUGGGAAAUUCCAAAUGGCUUAUUGUAUUGCGUGUUUGAUAUGGAUUCAAGGGCUUGGGUUGUCGCAGAAUCGGAAACUGACGAAAUAAUCGGUUGCCGAGUCUUGGCGUAUUUUAACGAGGAGACAGCAGAAGGUGGCCUGUAUAUCGUAAGGAGGGACCUGAGAGGCAAAGGAAUCGGACGGGACGUGAACCGUGUUGGUCUCACUGCAGUCGGGGAGGCCAACAUCACCCUCUCCGCGAUCUCGGUCAGCCUUUACGACACCCAUGGCUUCACUUUCUACUAUGACGUAUACCAAAAACGUGGGCCAGCAGGAGCCAUACUGGGGGCAAUUCCUGAUGCAGAAGUGAGUCCAGAUAUCAGUAUUGUCCCCUUCGAAGGCUCCAUGUUUACUGAGUUGAAGGUAUACGACGACAAAGUAUGUGAAAGCGAGAGGGAUUACUUCCUCCAAAACUGGAUCAUCAGCCAUGCAAAACAUAUUCUUAUUGCUCGAUCUCAUACCGGGGUUGUCGUAGGAUAUGGAUGUUUAGGUGCCACAGAAUAUUGCAAUGAGAUUGCGCCUUUAUAUGCUGAUAGUGACAUCAUCGCGUGGGCACUCUUGAAAAGACUCUUGCAACACCUAAAUCCAAAGGACAGCGUUCAUAUCUUUAUCACAUCAGAAAACAAAGCAAUGAUGGGGAUUAUAGGCAAACUUUUUUUAAAAGAUGUGAAUUUGAUCCAUAAAAUGUACACUAAAAAGAGAGUACCCCAAACCCUUGAGCGGGUGUAUUCCCUGUCAGCCCUACCAUUUUCCACUGUCUGA
Haliotis rufescens (red abalone) is the source of this 1065-nucleotide messenger RNA. RefSeq lists its product as uncharacterized. The transcript is spliced from 3 exons. The coding region runs from base 1 to 1065 and encodes 354 amino acids. Gene Ontology annotation, molecular function: acyltransferase activity, transferring groups other than amino-acyl groups. The record is from RefSeq and is a predicted model, not a curated record. NCBI's taxonomy places the organism in Eukaryota, Metazoa, Mollusca, Gastropoda, Lepetellida, Haliotidae.